ACCCCGGAAGGGGGCGGGGGUAAGGGGGAUAAUCUAGGGCGACUGCGACGGUGAUCGCUGUAGUCGUGGACUUGUAGGGUCUGUGGUCACCUUUAAGGUCUCAAGGGCUUGUGAUUGUGUAAGGUCUGAGUGCACUCUGAGGACCUGGUGGCGGCCUCUGAUUUCGAAAGGAUUCUGCUAUUGAUCUCCAACCUUUGCUAGGAAGAUGAACCACAACCACCAUAUGCAUGAUAUGAACCAUAUGAAUGGUACUAGCACUAUGCCUCCCCACCAUCCAUCCACUACACCCUGUCAUGGAGGUCAUGGAGAUCAUGGAGGUCAUGGAGGUCAUGGAGGAGGAGGAGGAAGCAUGAUGCCCAUGACCUUCUAUUUUGGCUAUAAGAAUGUGGAAUUGCUGUUUUCUGGAUUGGUGAUCAAUACACCUGGGGAAAUGGCUGGGGCAUUUGUGGCUGUCUUUUUGUUAGCGAUGUUUUAUGAAGGCCUCAAGAUAGCCCGGGAGAGUUUGCUCCGUAAGUCCCAGGUCAGCAUUCGCUACAACUCCAUGCCAGUCCCAGGGCCAAAUGGAACCAUCCUUAUGGAAACGCACAAAACUGUUGGGCAACAGAUGUUGAGUUUCCCUCAUCUUCUGCAGACAGUGCUGCAUGUCAUACAGGUGGUCAUCAGCUACUUCCUUAUGCUUAUCUUUAUGACCUACAAUGGAUACCUCUGCAUUGCAGUGGCAGCAGGUGCUGGAACAGGCUACUUUCUCUUCAGCUGGAAGAAGGCAGUGGUAGUGGACAUCACAGAGCACUGCCAUUAAUGUCACUCUAGAAUGUGAUGUGGCCUUAUUUACCACAAUGGGAAGUAACUGGAGACUGAGGGAGUUGAUUCCAAAGUCCUCCCGUUGUCCCUCCGUGGCCCCUUGCCUACCAUCACUUUCAUAGACAACAAAUCAAGGAGGUUUGUCUACUAACCUCCAAGCUGGAUGAUGCCCUCCCCAAACUGUUGAUUUCUGCUACUAGACUGAAAUCCUCAGUUCUCCACUAAUCAAGGUAGUCUUUUUUCUAAUGAAUUUGAUUAUCUAUUUCCCCUUUUAAAUUUUAAUUUUUUUUAAAAUUUUUUUGAGUCAUGCAGAAGGGGUAACUCAUACCCACCACAUAACACUAUGUUUGUUGGACUGAGUGAGGAAAUAGGGUGUGCCUUUGCUGAGGUGUGAAGUGUUGCAUGGCAAUCUGAGAAUCUGAAGAAGGAUUUGAGCUAAAUAAAAGUGUGAUAGCAUAAAACAUGUGUUCCCUUGAAUAAUAGCAUUCUGGGUCAGAAAGCUUCUGUUUACCUUUUUAUUCUGAUCUCACCAAUCACAAUUGACAAUCAACUUAAUAGGAAAUAUUUUCAAAUAAAACCAUUGGCAUAUUUUCAUCUUGCUCCCUUAGUUGUUUAUAGUUUUGUGAAAUGAAAAUUCUCAUGCUUGUCUGUAGUAGUUAUUGGGGAGGGACCCCAGCACAAGAGUCCUCGAUUAAAAGGGAGGCAUCUCUGAAUGAUUUGCAUUUCCCAGAUUCCUCUGCUGGUUCCACCUUACCUCCAUUUCCUACUAGAGAAGUCUCCCCUCCUCCAGCCUGUUCUGUCAGUGUCAGUCUUGGCCCAUGGGGCAAUGUAUUAAAAUAAUACAAGGUCUGUCUUUAGCUUUAAAAUAAGGACUGAUUUUGACCUUUAGUUUAGCCUCUAAAUUCGUUCAGUCUUUUUUCAUUUGAGGACUUAAUUGCCUAAAAGAAUGACCUUUGUGAAUUGUGAUUUCUUCCCCAGUAUUCUCAAGGGGUCAUUCUUCCUGUUGAGCUAACUUUGCAAAAGUCCUAACUAUCUCUAUAAAUCUUAAUGAGCUGGCCUAAUCCUGCCCUUUAUAGUGCUUGAUACUCUAUGCCCUAGGGCAAAAGAGACAAAGUACAACUGCUGGUGGGUUUUUUUUAGUCUACACUCUUCCUAGAAAUGGUUACACCCUUUUAUGAUUGUAGGAACUCACUGGGCUUCAUGACCCAGAGCCGUGCUACCAGUGCAAAGAGCUUAUUUCCCAGCUGUGCCACAUACCUGUUUGAGUCACUAACCCUCCUUGCACCUUAAAAAUAAGGGGCUCAGAGUAGAUGACCCAAGUUCCCUUUUAGCUAUAAAUCUAUGAUCCUACCCAGGUUUUUUCUGGAAUACAUUCUUUGAGGUUACUUAGUUCCCAAAAUCGAAACUUGGCACAUUUGGUUAUUUAAGAAUAAAUAUUCCCUUUAUUUAUAUCUUCUCAGUUUUCUCUACUAUCAUAAAUUAUUCUACCUUUGAUUGGGCAUUAUUUUUUUCCGUCAAAUCAGCUCCCUGAGAAGCCACUUAGAAGUGCCUAUGGCUGGAGAGUGAGUAUAUAUCCCAGAACUCUGUGCCUGACAGCCAGCACCAUCAAUGCUAUUCAUUGAUAUUCAUCUCCUUACUUUUAAAGCCAUGUGGGAUUUUUGAAGGCUUUGAGUUAAAUGGGCUUAAAAGGCAAAACUUUGUAAUUAUCUCAUUUUCUUUCUGAGAUUCAAAUCAACUGAGCAUGUGACAAUUAUCAAGGAGGACCUUCACAGUCCAAUGCUGUGGAUUUUAUGUCUAUAAUCUGACAAUGUCAAGGAAUAGUAAAACUAAUAAUGAAAUGGUGCUGAAAUCCUUUCAGUCCUGUUGCUUUCUAGGAAAUCUUGACCUAGACUGGGAGAUAAGGGACCACACCCAGUAAAACAAAUUGUAUUUAAAGUUGCCAGAGGGAAAAACAUUCCCUAGCUUCACUUUCUUAGAUUUUAUGCUAUUCAGGAUAUUUUGUGUACGUUUGUCUCUUGUCUGUGCCUGUAUUUUGAAGGAUUUUAACAAAUGAUUGUAUUACUGGAAUGUCUGCUUUUCCUUCCAAACUGUUAAUUGGGGUUCUGGUGAUAUACAGCCUCAUCCAUCUUGUUUCAUUCCUUCCUCAUUAGUUUUCUAAACCAUUUGUUUUUCCUUGUACAUUCGCCUUGUAAGGCCCCCACAUUGUAACCCUCUGCUAUAGAGCUCAAAAUGUACUGUGGGUUCUACAAGUACAGAAACCAAUUCACCAAAUUUGCCUGUUGAGGUCAUACUUGCAAACAAUGGACAUGGUUCCCAAGAGUUGAGUGGUCUUCUGCAUAUGUGUGUAUAAAAUAGCUCUGUCUCUGAUCUGGGGUUGAAAAACUGAAUUACAACUAUACACUAAUGCAUAAAUCCCUAGUUUUCCCAGAGUCCCAGGGAUUUCCCCUUAGAAGCUGGUAUAGUGCCUUGCACAUGGUACUAGGAUUCCAAAUGUUACAUGUACAUUCAGUGAGUGGCAACCCAUGGCCAUUGUGGAAAGGUAGGACACUCUGUCUGAAUUUCCUCAUGGCUAUAGGAACACUAUUUCCUUUCCACAUGGCAAUGCCACUCUGGGGUUCCCUCCUUAUGCUGGUGAGCCACACCAGCCUGCCUCUACCAAAUGACUCCCCAUUGAAUGUGUGGUCACUUGAAAAUACAGCCACUUUCCUACCUGUAAUUUUCAUCCUGUCCUCCCUUAUACUUCAGUCAGAUGUUUCAACAGAAGCAAGUUUCAUUUUACAAAAUGCCUUAAAAGUGUGGUUUUUUUUCUUUGUCCAUUUUAGAUUGUAAGCUCCUUGAGGGCAGUUUUGCUGUUACACAGCUGUAGAGUGCCUAACAGUGCCAUUUGCAAAAGAACAAAAUAAAUAUUUUGAUUCUGUA
Messenger RNA from Sarcophilus harrisii (Tasmanian devil), 3720 nucleotides. It is a transcript of the gene SLC31A1, whose product is annotated as solute carrier family 31 member 1. NCBI's taxonomy places the organism in Eukaryota, Metazoa, Chordata, Mammalia, Dasyuromorphia, Dasyuridae. Gene Ontology annotation, biological process: copper ion transmembrane transport. The transcript is spliced from 5 exons. Bases 206 to 799 code for a protein of 197 amino acids. The record is from RefSeq and is a predicted model, not a curated record. Gene Ontology annotation, cellular component: membrane. Gene Ontology annotation, molecular function: copper ion transmembrane transporter activity.